Penicillium canariense is the source of this 1182-nucleotide messenger RNA. RefSeq names its product putative integral membrane protein. The record is from RefSeq and is a predicted model, not a curated record. Bases 1 to 1182 code for a protein of 393 amino acids. Lineage: Eukaryota; Fungi; Ascomycota; Eurotiomycetes; Eurotiales; Aspergillaceae. The transcript has 5 exons.
AUGAGCAUGACGGACGAGGAUCAAAGGGCCCUGGCGGUCAAGACGGUCGCGGCUGUGUUCAUGCCAAUAGCAUGUGUAGCGGUCAUGCUGCGCUGUUAUGUGCGGGGAUGGUUAGUGAAAGCUUUUGGAUGGGAUGAUGGCGCGAUGGUGGCCGCAGUCUUGUUUUAUAUCAUGUUCUCUGCUUGCAUGAUUGGUGGCACUCUAUACGGCACAGGUCGGAAGUUUGAGCACCUCACAGCCCAUGAGCGUGUGACAGCGAUGAAGUACUGGUGGCUCUGUGAAGUUGCUUAUUGCUUUGCAUCUAUCUUUUGCAAGAUUUCCAUCAGUGUUUUCUUGAUGCGUAUCACCGUUAAAAGGGUGCACAUCUGGACUCUCUACACUGUCAUGGUCCUAACAGUCCUUGCCGGGCUAGUGUUCUUCUUCCUGAUGCUUUUGCAGUGCAAGCCGCUCUCGUAUUUCUGGACGCGCACGGCCCUGGAUCCCACCAUCGAAGGCCAUUGCAUCAGCAUCCACAUCAUCAUUACCAUGACCUAUGUUUACAGUGCAUUUGCGGCAUUGUGCGAUUUUACUGUUGGGCUCCUGCCGAUUUUCCUUGUUCGAAAGCUGCAUAUGAAGCGACAGGCGAAGGUCGCUGUUGUGGGCAUUUUGAGCAUGGCUUGCAUUGCCUCCGCGGCCGUUAUUAUUCGAUUCCCAUUCGUCAAGACAUUUGCGAACGAAGACUUCCUUUAUGCUACCUACCAAAUCGCCGUCUGGUCUAAUAUCGAAGCCGGGCUUGGCAUAACUGCCGGAAGCCUUGCCACGCUCCGCCCCCUCCUCCGUCACUGGCUCGGCUCACGAAACGAUUCGAACUAUCCGUCGGGGUUUCCCACAUCUGGCCGCCGAGGUGGUAGCAAUGCGCGAGCCGUGCCGCUUGGGUCAUUAGAAGGAAAUGGUCACAGGGAUUUGAGACCGGAUAAAUUGGCGAUCAUGACGACGAAUAUUGAAAGCCAAAGGGACACACAGAAUACGUGGGGAGGCUCGACCAGCCCCAGCAGCAGUGAAGAGAGACUCACUGUUGAUCAUCAUCCUCUCCCAAUGCAAGGGAAGAUGGAGGUUGGCAUUCAUCAUACGUUCGAAGUCACGCGGACGACAGAUGGAGGCUACGCGGAAGAUUCUCAUCCGAUGGCGAGAGAACAUGUAUAG